CUCGAGCUCGCCUUCUAUAUAAGCAUAUGAGCAACCGUCAGCCGUCCGAACCUCGCAGCGUCCCCCGCGCGCCGCCAUAGUCAACGCCAGCGCCAACGCCCGACCAGCCAUGAAGAGCUUCCGGAGCGCUAACCCGCGGCGCACAUUCGCGCUCCUAGCGACAAUUGUCGUUGUCGUUGUCGUCGUCGCGGUGGUUACUCCCACGGCUAUAUUACUGCCGAGGCGGUAUCGCGAGGGGGCUGUUGACAAGGCCAGACGAACCCCCUCGCACCCCGCGGUCGCCCGCGUGAACUUGGGAUACGCCCAGUACCAGGGCUCGCUGGUGGGCUCCGGCGGCGGCGUCGCCCAGUACCUGGGCAUGCGGUACGCGGCGCCGCCGACGGGGGACCGCAGGUGGCGGGCGCCGAUCGAGCCGGCGGUGGACGAUUCGGGGGACCAGGCGGCUGACGCGUUUGGCCCUAUCUGUCUGGGCAUCUCGGUGCCGUAUCCCAACGGCGGAGCGCAGGACGAGGAUUGUCUGUACGUCAACGUGUGGGCGCCGGCGAACGCUACGCUUGAAUCGAAACUGCCUGUGUGGCUGUUCAUCCAGGGCGGAGGCUACACGACCAACAGCAACGCGAACUGGAACGGCACGGCCGUGGUCGAGCGCUCGGGGCGGAACAUCGUGCUCGUGAACUUCAACUACCGCGUGGGGCUAUGGGGGUUCCUGGCGAGCGAACGCGUGCGCGCCGACGACAACGGCCAGGCGCAGGGGGAUCUUAACGUCGGGCUCCGCGACCAGCGCGAGGCGAUGCGCUGGGUGAGGCGGCACAUCGCCCAGUUCGGAGGGGACCCCGAGCACGUCGUGAUCCACGGGGCGUCGGCGGGCGCGGGGUCUGUAGCGCUGCAUUUGUUGAUCUCGUAUGCGGAGGGGGAGAGGGGGGAGAGCGAGAGCGAGGACGGGACAAGUGAUGGUGAUAGUGGCAGUAGCAGUGGCAGUAAUAAGGAGAACCUGUUCGUCGGCGCGAUGGGCGAAUCCCCCUUCUUCCCCGCGCAACCGACCGUCGCGGACCUAGAAUGGCAAUUCGACCUGGUGCUCUCGCAGACGGGAUGCAGCGACUCAUCCUCCUCCUCCUCCUCGCAAGACGCCAUGUCCUGCCUCCGGAGCAAAGACACCGCCCUCCUCCAACAAGCCGCCAACACCCCCUCCCCAUUCCCAGGCCGCCCCGGCCCCCCCACCGCUCCCCUCCCCCUGUUCUUCUGGACGCCCUGCACCGACGGCCUCCUCCUGCCGGACUCCCCCUCCACGCUCUUCUCCCAGGGCCUCUUCGCCGACGUCCCCGUCCUCAUGGGCACCACCUCCGACGAGGGAACCGUCUUCGCCCCCGCGGACAUCGCCUCCGCGGACGCCAUGGCCGUCUUCCUGCGCAGCAACUACCCGCGCCUGACGGACGCGCAGGCCGCCGACGGCAACUUCUCCGCCGCGUACCCGCCGGAGCCCCCCCUGCCCUUGCACGAGGCCUGGUUCCCGUCGGCGGCCGCGGCCUACGGCGAAGCCACGUUCGUGUGCCCGACGAACUCGUUCCUGUCGUCGCACACCCGGCAGCGCCGGGGAAACUACUCGAAGCGGGCGUGGAGCUACCGGUACGACGUGUACGACGCGCAGAACGCGGCGCGCGGCCUCGGGGUCCCGCACAUAUGGGAGGCGUGGGCGGUGUUCGGGCCGGACAGCCAGCAAGGGGGCGCCGGGGCGGGGCCCGCGAGCUACUACCACGAGGCGGCGGGCGUGGUGCCGCUCGUCAUGGACUACUGGAUCUCGUUCGUCCAAACCCUGGACCCGUCGGCGCUGCGGACGCCGGGGGCUCCCGUCUGGGAGCCGUGGGACGAUGCGGAGGACGAGGAGGACGAGGAGGAAAAGGGGGCCGGUAAUAAUGGUGCUGGAAGGCGGUUGCUCAUGCAGGUGGGCAAUUUCUCCAUGGAGACGGUGCCGGGCGAUCAGCGGGAGAGGUGUGAUUUCUGGGCAGGGCUUGCGCCUGCUCUACAACACAAGAGAGUGCAAUAAAACUUUGGACACUGCCUUUUUGGAGUUUAUGCUCCUGUUAUGAUAACGUUUUACUCGGUCAAGCAUGAAGGUUCCAGUGAUUUAGCGAUAUUAUGGAUAAUUUUUUGAAAUAGUACAUAACAGGUACCUACGAACAAUGAUAUAUUCG
Daldinia caldariorum is the source of this 2189-nucleotide messenger RNA. Its product is annotated as alpha/beta-hydrolase. NCBI's taxonomy places the organism in Eukaryota, Fungi, Ascomycota, Sordariomycetes, Xylariales, Hypoxylaceae. The record is from RefSeq and is a predicted model, not a curated record. The transcript has 4 exons. Bases 110 to 2041 code for a protein of 643 amino acids.